CCGGCGGACCUGGCGGGGUGGGCCGGGGACGCGAGGCGGAGCGGGGCCCCACGCAGGCCGCGGCGGCUGGCUCGGGCCCCUACGGUCCCGGCGGCGGCUGGAGGAGGAAGCCAGACGGCUGGAAGAAGAGGGGAGGAGGAGGAGGAGGCCGAGGCUGGAGCGCCGCUCGCCACAGACUCACUUCCCCGGCUCAGCAGGGAAAGGUUCCUAGGAGGCCAGUGCGGACGGUAUGCAAAGUUGUGAAUCCAGUGGCGACAGUGCGAAUGACCCUCUCAGUCGUGGCCUACGGAGAAGGGGACAGCCUCGCGUGGUGGUGAUCGGUGCUGGCUUGGCUGGCCUGGCUGCGGCCAAAGCACUUCUGGAGCAGGGCUUCACGGAUGUCACUGUGCUCGAGGCUUCCACCUGCAUCGGAGGCCGCGUGCAGAGCGUGAAACUCGGACACGCCACCUUUGAGUUGGGAGCCACCUGGAUCCAUGGCUCCCAUGGGAAUCCCAUCUAUCAUCUAGCAGAAGCCAAUGGCCUUCUGGAAGAGACAACUGAUGGGGAGCGCAGCGUGGGCCGUAUCAGCCUCUACUCCAAGAAUGGCGUGGCCUGCUACCUCACCAACCGUGGCCACAGGAUCCCCAAGGACGUGGUUGAGGAAUUCAGUGAUUUAUACAACGAGGUCUAUAACUUGACCCAGGAGUUCUUCCGGCAUGGUAAACCAGUCAAUGCUGAGAGUCAGAACAGCGUGGGGGUGUUCACCCGGGAGGAGGUGCGCAACCGCAUCAGGGAUGACCCUGACGACCCUGAGGCCACCAAGUGCCUGAAACUCGCCAUGAUCCAGCAGUACCUGAAGGUGGAGAGCUGUGAGAGUAGCUCGCACAGCAUGGACGAUGUGUCCCUGAGUGCCUUUGGGGAGUGGACCGAGAUCCCCGGGGCCCACCAUAUCAUCCCUUCGGGCUUCAUUCGGGUUGUGGAGCUGCUGGCCGAGGGCAUCCCCGCCCACGUCAUCCAGCUGGGGAAACCCGUCCGUUGUGUGCACUGGGACCAGGCCUCGGCUCGCCCCCGGGGUCCUGAGAUUGAGCCCCGGGGCGAGGGUGACCACAACCUUGACGCCGGGGAGGGCGGCCAGGGGGGAGAGGAGCCCCGGGGGGAUGGGCGGGAUGAGGACGAGCAGUGGCCGGUGCUGGUGGAGUGUGAGGACUGCGAGGUGAUCCCGGCGGACCACGUGAUCGUGACCGUGUCGCUGGGCGUGCUCAAGAGGCAGUACACCAGCUUCUUCCGGCCGGGCCUGCCCACCGAGAAGGUGGCCGCCAUCCACCGCCUGGGCAUCGGCACCACCGACAAGAUCUUUCUGGAAUUCGAGGAGCCCUUCUGGGGCCCCGAGUGCAACAGCAUACAGUUUGUGUGGGAGGAUGAGGCGGAGAGCGGCACCCUCACCUACCCGCCUGAGCUCUGGUACCGCAAGAUCUGCGGCUUCGAUGUCCUCUACCCGCCCGAGCGCUACGGCCACGUGCUGAGCGGCUGGAUCUGCGGCGAGGAGGCCCUCGUCAUGGAGAAGUGCGACGACGAGGCGGUGGCCGAGAUCUGCACGGAGAUGCUGCGGCAGUUCACAGGAAAUCGAGGGACCCAGAGAGAUGAGCUGUUUUGCUGGGCGGUCCGCAGGGAGGCACUGAAGGGCCAACAGCUAGAGCCCCCAGCCUCUCCACCCCUCUUCCUGCGUCCCCCUGCCUGCUGGCGGGGGCUGGCCUUGCAGCCAGGGAGGUGGAGUGCCAGUUGUCCGCUCAGGGGUGUCCUCUGUGUGCAGCUAUUUAUCAUCUUCCUUCCCCUCGGCUCUUGCGACUUCCCAACAGGGAACCCCAACAUUCCAAAACCUCGGCGAAUCCUGCGCUCGGCCUGGGGCAGCAACCCCUACUUCCGAGGCUCCUAUUCGUACACGCAGGUGGGAUCUAGUGGGGCAGAUGUGGAGAAGCUGGCCAAGCCCCUGCCAUACACCGAGAGCUCCAAGUUGGCGGGCCCACGUUGAUGGAGCAUCUCAUGGUAGAUGGAAAAGAGAGAUACUGGAACAUCUUAACAUUUCUACUCAGAAGUGGCAUAUGUUAUUUCUAUUUACAUUUUAUUGGUCAAAGCAAAUCAGUGGCUGAACUUGCUUGAUGUCAGUGAAUAGGCAUAUAAUCUUCCUGCAGAAAAGUACCCAGCAGGUUGGGGCAGCAAAUGUUUUCAUAAUUAUAAUACAAUCUAUCAUACUGGUCAUGACAUAUUAUUAUUUUAAUAUGCUGAUGGAUUUCACGUGCAAAUAUUUAUUUAGGCUUUUGCAUCUAUGUUCACAAGUGACCUAAGAUUUUUUAUCUUAGGCUUUCCAGGGCUUUUCUUUCUUCCCCUCUUGGGCUUUUAAAAUAAUUUGGGUAGCUUUGCAUCUUUUUACUAUAUGCAUUAGAAAAGUGUGUAUAGAAUGUUAAAUAUAUGGUUCCUGGAGGUUUAAAGAACUUACUUGCAAAACUGGUUGCAUUUGGGUUUUUUGGAAGUAGAACUUUGAUGUUUUAAUUUCUUUUAUGAUCACAUUCUGUUAACGUUUUCUACUUUUGGGGGGGGAUGCAAUUUUGGUGAUUUAUAUUUUCUUAGAAAAUCAGCCUUUUCAUGAUGGUUUAAACAUUUACUGCUUUCAAAUUGUUCACAGUAUUCUCUGGGACUUAAGUUAUAGCCCCUUUUUGUUUCAGAUUUAUUCUUUUUCAUUGUGUUUAUGUUGACUGGGCUUUUUCGAAGGGUACUGUUUUAAAAGAAGAAUUCAUUCAUUCAUGUCUGGGAAUAUUUGCCUCUUGCCUUUAUGCCUGUAUGAUACCCUAUUUGGGUCAGAAAACCACAGUCUCUCUUUAUAACUCUUUUCUUCAACACACAUGUACAAUAGGAUCUCAUUUGCUUCUCAUGGAAAAUGUAAGUCCCCAGUAACAGACGGAGGAACCUGGGGCUUGGGGUGGUGGGGUCCUUGUUCUAGGCCACAUGAGUGGGUGUUCCAGUCUGGGCCAUUGUUUGUUCAGGCUCAGAGCAAGAACUAGAUUGGUAUUGCCACUGUGGUAGAUGAUGACAAAAGUUCUUCCCUCCUCCCUGUGACCCCAUGCUUUGCCACGUGACUUUGUAUCUCCUCCCACUAAAGAGGUUACUAUGGGUUGAAUUGUGUCCCCCACAAACAUUCAUAUGUUGAUGUCCUAACCCAGCCACUUGUGAUAGAGUGGAAGAUUAUUCAGCAAAUGUUCAAUCACUUUCCUUUCCCUCUGGGAGCAGAGUUUCUUUUCCUGCAUAAUCACUUUAGGCUUGGCCAUCUGACUUGUUUUGCCCAGUGGAACGUGAACAGACAUGACAUGAUGUGAUAUGAGCAGAAGUUUUAAACGUUUGCACAGUUGGGUUUCACUUCUCAUGCACUUGCCAUUUGUCAUGGGAAGAAUGUGCCCCUGAUAGCUGAUGUUUCCUGGAGAGUAUGGAGAAAAAUGGAAUAGAUCUGUGUCCAUAGAAGCCUGGAACCAAACCUAGGACCUGCAGACAGACACAUGAACAAGAAAUACAAAUGCUUGCUCUUGUAACCCGUGAAUUUAUGGGUGGUUUGUUUUGCAGCAUUAUUGUGGCAAUAGCUGACUGAUACACCUCUCUCUGGGGAGUCACUCAGCCCAAAGGGGAUAUUUCUAGGCACUGAUGAUAGAACAAGCAGUGGGCCCAUAGGUGGGGGAGCCACCCAGGGUACAAGGGUGGCUCAGUCCCACAAAGGGGCCUGGCAGAAACGGGCCAAGGGAUUCAGUUCCCUGGAGGAUGCAUUUCAUGGCUUGACUCUGGCUCAAAGAGUUGGAGGAGACAGAAGUCAGUGGGCAUUCUUUUAGUUCUGUUCUAUCAGACUGAGGAGAGAUCUUCUAUCCCAAACUACCCAGUUCUCAGCUAAUGAGGAAGAACUUUGUUCUAGAAAUUCAGAGCUGAUGGCUACUCCUCUUCCAUCAAAUGGAACAUCUGAGAAGCUCUGCUGUCCUACUCUGCUCUCAGGUCUCUUUUGACCCCAGAGCCACAAACCUGGACAGUCCAGUGAGCAUGAAGUCUUUGCUGAAUUUACAAAUGGUUGACUGAUAUCCUUACUCUACAGAUCUGUUUUGAAUUUCUAUCCUCUUUUUAGGUCUUUGUUGGUGUUUUAAGGGGAGGGCUCU
Prionailurus viverrinus (fishing cat) is the source of this 4163-nucleotide messenger RNA. It is a transcript of the gene SMOX, whose product is annotated as spermine oxidase. The transcript is spliced from 7 exons. NCBI's taxonomy places the organism in Eukaryota, Metazoa, Chordata, Mammalia, Carnivora, Felidae. The coding region runs from base 230 to 2008 and encodes 592 amino acids. The record is from RefSeq and is a predicted model, not a curated record. Gene Ontology annotation, molecular function: polyamine oxidase activity.